Vombatus ursinus (common wombat) is the source of this 2079-nucleotide messenger RNA. It is a transcript of the gene LOX, whose product is annotated as lysyl oxidase. Gene Ontology annotation, biological process: peptidyl-lysine oxidation. Gene Ontology annotation, molecular function: copper ion binding; protein-lysine 6-oxidase activity. The transcript has 9 exons. Lineage: Eukaryota; Metazoa; Chordata; Mammalia; Diprotodontia; Vombatidae. The coding region runs from base 224 to 1564 and encodes 446 amino acids. The record is from RefSeq and is a predicted model, not a curated record.
CACUCUCAUGGUCUGGCUGCUUGAGUGUGUCUGAGUCCACUGAAAUUCCUGCAUGUUCGCCCAAGAUUAAGAUACACCAGCAAAAGCAGGACGACUACGAUGAGAGGCUGCCCACCCGCUAUUGCUUCUGCUCUUCUCCCCAUCAUUCUUCUAUAAACACUGGGAAAGGGGGGGGAACGGCAAGCCUUUUCGUGUCUGUGGAGAUUAAAGGAGAGAGAAAGAGAUGCAUUUCCCUUCAUCCGCAGUUAUCCUUGUUCGGUUUCAUCUGUGCGUACACUUGGGCUACAUUUUGCAAGUGGCCUGCCAGCAGCCCCGACGAGACCCUCCUCCCCCAGCCGUAUGGAGGCAAAGGAUUCAGUGGGAGAACAAUGGGCAGGUGUUCAGCCUUCUGAGCCUGGGCUCUGAGUACCAGCCUCCGCGCCGGAGGGACUCGGCCGCUGGCUCCUCCGCCCCCUCCUCAGCCUCCUCCUCGCUUCGCCAGUCUCCGGUCCUGCUGCUCAGAAACAACAGCACUUCUCCGCGCUCUCGCCCGCUGCCGUCUGUAGGCGCUCCGGUCCACGACAGCACGAACAGCAGGAGACAGCCGGCGGCACGGCACUGGUUCCAGGCUGGUUAUCAGCCGUCUGGGCAACGGCACCAGGGCGGACCGUCGGCGUCCACCUCCCCCGCUAACACUGCCACCACUAGCAGAAGCCCCGGGGGCCGAACGCGGGGCUCCAGCCCUGCGGCCCAGGACAGCAACCAAACCCCUGAGGGUAGCCGCCCCACCCUAAGCAACCUGAGAGGUCCCAGCCGAGUGGAUGGCAUGGUGGGCGAUGACCCCUACAACCCCUACAAGUACUCAGACGACAAUCCCUAUUACAACUACUAUGACACUUACGAGAGACCACGUCCAGGAAGCAGGUACAGACCUGGCUAUGGGACUGGAUACUUCCAGUAUGGUCUCCCAGACCUGGUGCCAGAUCCCUACUACAUUCAGGCGUCCACGUACGUGCAGAGGACGUCCAUGUACAACUUGAGAUGUGCUGCGGAGGAAAACUGCCUUGCCAGUUCAGCAUACAGGUCAGAUGUCAGAGAUUAUGAUAACCGAGUGCUGCUAAGAUUUCCCCAACGAGUGAAAAACCAAGGGACGUCAGAUUUUUUACCAAGCAGACCAAGAUAUUCAUGGGAGUGGCACAGCUGUCACCAACAUUACCACAGCAUGGAUGAAUUCAGCCACUAUGACUUACUUGAUGCCAGUACCCAGAGCAGAGUGGCUGAAGGCCAUAAAGCAAGUUUUUGCCUUGAGGAUACUUCCUGUGAUUAUGGAUACUACAGACGAUAUGCCUGUACAGCACACACACAAGGACUGAGCCCUGGGUGCUAUGAUACCUAUAAUGCAGAUAUAGAUUGUCAGUGGAUUGAUAUUACAGAUGUAAAACCUGGAAACUACAUUCUGAAGGUCAGUGUAAAUCCCAGCUAUUUGGUGCCUGAGUCUGAUUACUCAAACAAUAUUGUACGCUGUGACAUUCGAUACACAGGACAUCAUGCGUAUGCCUCUGGUUGUACAAUUUCACCGUACUGAGAGACGAAAAAAAGUAAAAUAAAAAAGUGGAUGAACCAGUGCCUGAUGUUUUGAACUGAAAAACAAAAAAGAAAAGAAGAGAAAAGCAAGCUAGAUUAACUUCAGUAGGAUGUAAAUGUUUGGGAAAGAGCACAGAAAACACAAAAGGAAUUAUCAUUUGGACUGUUUAAUAACAAAACAUAACUGGAUUUUGAGAUUGGGAAUAUUUUCAUUUAUAUUGAUGAUAUAGUUGUGGUGAAUUACGCAAAGCAUUUCAAAUUCCAUAGUUAAGAUCAUUUGCUAUUUCAAAGAAACUUACCAUGUGGUGCACUGGGAAUUGGGAGUGAAAGCCAACAAAAUACUUGUUUCAUUGAGCUAUUAGUGAAUGAGCUGAAACUGUUCUGUGCUCAAAAAUUUUUGAUGUGCUAAGUUACAAAAUAUAAUAAUGACCAAUUUGUAAAUACUAGCAAAAAUUAAUUUGGAAAUGUUAAUCCUAUCAUUACUCCUACAAAUAAAUAUGGAAAUAUUGGUGCUGA